UAAUAACUUCUUACCUUAAUAAAUAUAUUUUGUUAUUAUUAAUCAUUGUGAUAUCCAAUUACGGUAUCAAAGUACUUUGCUCAAUUGAUAGUUGAUACUGCUAGACGUCAAUAACUUACACAAUGAUAAAGAAUGUCAUAUGCUCUGUGGAGCGGGUAAACAUAAUGUAAUUGUUUAUAGUUUCUACUAACGUACUGAUAAUAAAUAUAUGCAUCAUUUUUUCACAUUUUAAGUGUUUCAUUCAUUACAAGUCAAGGAGAUCUAGUCAGUAAUUAUUUCUACUUAAUCAUGUUUCAACGUCUAAUUUUGAUGAAUAUUGUAACAUUUUUGUAUUUAAUUUUACAUAUAAGUUAUGUCAGCACAAACAGCAGUAUUUCAGUAUCAGAUGAAAAAUACUUAUUUGAUUUUACGAAGAAUGAUAAUGUAGAUAGUUGGCAAGAACAAUCUGAUACAGUACGCAGUGUAGGAAUGUCUAAAGCAGUAUUUGUGAUACAUCGAAAUUCUGAAUUUAGAAGAGCCAUAUUUUUUGCUUUACUAAAUCCUCAGCCAAACGGCGCUGGGUUUGCUGGAAUACGAGCUCUUGGCUCGUACGAUUUAUCAGGAUGCACACAAUUAAAUAUUCUUUGUCGUGGUCAAGGCCAAUUUAAUGGAUUUAAAGUGGUGCUGAGACAUAAAGGAUUAAAUAAUGAGCCCAACUAUUCUUUCGAACAAUAUUUUCAGGCUCCAAAAGAUGAUUUUGCCGUACGAACGUUACCAUUUUCAGAAUUUAAAGCGUACUAUAGAGGAAAACGCGUUAACAAUAACGAGACUUUGGACAUAUCACAAAUUACUAGUAUAGGUAUUCAAAUGUAUGGCGGCGUUUAUCAAACUAUAAAACAAAAGGGACCUGCAACUUUAGAAAUUGAUUGGAUAAGAGCUGUAUAAAUUAUUAUUUUGAAUUAAUGAUAUAAUUUAUAACAUUACAUAUAAUAAAGUAAAUAAUGUAAAUAAAAAAU
Messenger RNA from Melitaea cinxia (Glanville fritillary), 995 nucleotides. RefSeq lists its product as uncharacterized. Lineage: Eukaryota; Metazoa; Arthropoda; Insecta; Lepidoptera; Nymphalidae. Gene Ontology annotation, biological process: NADH dehydrogenase complex assembly. Bases 289 to 924 code for a protein of 211 amino acids. The transcript has 3 exons. The record is from RefSeq and is a predicted model, not a curated record.